AUGAAGCAUCUCGCAGCUUAUCUUCUUCUCGUCGCCGGUGGUAAGGCCAACCCCUCUAACGAAGACAUCAAGAAGCUCUUGGCUUCUGUUGGUAUUGAAACUGACGCUGCUCGUCUCGAUGCUUUGUUGAAGUCUUUGGAAGGCAAGACCAUUGCUGAAGUUAUUGCUGAAGGUACUCCCAAGCUUGCUUCCAUCUCUGCUGGCCCUGUUGCCGCUGCUGGUGGUGCUGCCGCUGCUGGUGCUGCUGCUGAAGAAGCCCCCGCUGAAGAAAAGGCUGAAGAAAAGGAAGAGUCUGACGAUGACAUGGGCUUCGGUCUCUUCGACUAA
This is a messenger RNA of Rhizopus microsporus ATCC 52813, 327 nucleotides long. Its product is annotated as ribosomal protein 60S. Bases 1 to 327 code for a protein of 108 amino acids. Gene Ontology annotation, biological process: translation; cytoplasmic translational elongation. Gene Ontology annotation, cellular component: cytosolic large ribosomal subunit; ribosome. NCBI's taxonomy places the organism in Eukaryota, Fungi, Mucoromycota, Mucoromycetes, Mucorales, Rhizopodaceae. The record is from RefSeq and is a predicted model, not a curated record. The transcript has 3 exons. Gene Ontology annotation, molecular function: structural constituent of ribosome.